Messenger RNA from Mucor mucedo, 432 nucleotides. RefSeq lists its product as uncharacterized. Bases 1 to 432 code for a protein of 143 amino acids. NCBI's taxonomy places the organism in Eukaryota, Fungi, Mucoromycota, Mucoromycetes, Mucorales, Mucoraceae. The record is from RefSeq and is a predicted model, not a curated record. The transcript is spliced from 3 exons.
AUGCUUAUAACAAAUACACAAUCUCUCUUAGUUUCAAAGCAACAAGCUUUUACUUACGGGAAUAACCACGAGAAGGUGAAGACUAUCUAUUCCCAACCCCCAGAUCACAAGUUGUCUCCCCCAGAUCCCAUGUCGUGUUGUCUUUUCAGCGAACAGACCCGGACUUCAAAGAGCCUCCGCAGCAAGCCCCCGAAAAUGAAGCACUCCCCCCAGAACCUAAGACAACCACUUUCCAUCGUCAAGCGAACAGACCCGAGAAGCCCAGUAAAGACAACGUCUGCAGAAAGCCCCGAGACGACUAAAGCACCACAACACGUUCAUGAACCCACCUACCGGCGAACAGACCCGGACUUCAAAGAGCCACCGCAGAAAGCCCACCGACGAAUGACCAACUUGAGACAACGCAAGCUGUUCACGGAAGGUUUAAUCUAA